Parastagonospora nodorum SN15 is the source of this 951-nucleotide messenger RNA. RefSeq lists its product as hypothetical. Gene Ontology annotation, molecular function: acetyl-CoA hydrolase activity; coenzyme A diphosphatase activity. The record is from RefSeq and is a predicted model, not a curated record. NCBI's taxonomy places the organism in Eukaryota, Fungi, Ascomycota, Dothideomycetes, Pleosporales, Phaeosphaeriaceae. Bases 1 to 951 code for a protein of 316 amino acids. Gene Ontology annotation, biological process: coenzyme A catabolic process. The transcript has 2 exons.
AUGGCGCUUUCCCAAACAUCUGCUCAAGCCCUCGCCCGCCUACGCACAUACAACCCUCCCCCAACGCAAUGGCAUAACUGCCCCCUGACCCGACGCGCCGCUGUCCUGAUCCUCCUCUUCCCCGACCGCCAUGGCGCGCUCAAAGUCGUCCUCACCAUGCGCAGCGCAAAGCUAAACAGCUACGCCGGGCAGGCCGCUUUCCCCGGGGGCAAAGCCGACACGCUCGACGAAUCCCCCUGGGCUGUGGCGCGGCGUGAAGCGUGGGAGGAAAUUGGCCUACCUUUGGAUGACGAGAAACUGAAGAAGGGCGGGUUUAAAGUCGAACAACUUUGUGAACUGCCUGCGAAUCUGGCGAAGACGGAAUUAGGUGUUCGACCUUGUGUUGCGUACUUGAGUCCGUUGGACGAGCAGGGAGGGUUGGAGGUUGAAGAACGACUGAUUCCGCGGCUGGAUCCCAAGGAGGUUGCGGCGGUGUUCACUGCGCCAUUUCAUUCUUUCCUACGGAAGACUUGGGAAGGCGAGGGACCGGGGCCAGUGCAGCCCAACGGGAAGCUGGAGAAAUGGUACAGAGGCGCAUGGACUGACUGGAAUGAGUCUCGCUGGCGCAUGCAUAAUUUUUACGUACCCAAACCACCCACCUCGCCCUCCACCUUACUCCAAACCCCGAAGAGAGAUGUAGAUUUGGAAACGCCACCGGAAGCGAGUGAUGAGCGCGCCGAGCCGAAUCCGCUCGAUAAACUCACGUCAUUUAGGGUGUGGGGCAUGACGGCAAGGAUUGUGGUGGAUGCGGCGAGGAUUGCGUAUGGGGAGGAGCCCGAGUUUGAACAUAAUAACCAUCAUGGGGAUGAGGAGAUGAUUGAGAGGUUGUUGAGGAUGGGGAGGCUGAGUGAGGAGAGGAAGAAAGGGGAUGUUUUGACGAAGGAGGUACUCAAGGAGGCGAGUAAGAUAUGA